AUGACGGAGCCGCCGGAAGCUAUCGGCCAGGUGGAAGCCCAGAUGAACAAGGACAUUGGAGAUUUGGCCGCGUCGCCCAUCAAGGACGAGCAAGGUGACUCGAAGGACACCGCACCGUCCAACGGGGGCCACAUCGAGGGCCAUGCCCACGGCAAGGUGGUCAAGCCGGAGGAUCUCACGACCGGGGAAAUGAAGCAAGGCGAGGUCGAUGGAAAAGCAGCGGAGAAGCAGCCUUCGGCACCGGGAGGGGGAGCCGACCAGGUGAAACGCCAGCUGAUUGAGAUCGUCGACGCUGAGCAGACGGUCAACGAGAGCUCGAGUGAAGAGGAUGACCUCGACGAUGAGGAAGACGAGUCGUCCGACUACACCGACGAGACUGAUACGGAGGGCAGUGAGGACGUGGAAGACAGCGAGGAGGAGGACUGA
Messenger RNA from Rhipicephalus microplus (southern cattle tick), 426 nucleotides. Its product is annotated as ribosomal L1 domain-containing protein CG13096-like. Lineage: Eukaryota; Metazoa; Arthropoda; Arachnida; Ixodida; Ixodidae. The record is from RefSeq and is a predicted model, not a curated record.